UCAAUGUAGGUGUUUGUACGUCCACAUGCAGUUGUAUGGACGAAGAGGAAGUGGGAAGAGUAGUUUCUAUGUGACAUGUUUUCUACAUAAGUUGUGUUCCAUGCAAGUAGAAAGACUUCUUGGUGGAGAAAGUCUAUACGUCCAAAGCCGCACCACACAUGUAAUUUCCACUAAAUUGCAUGGUCGGCAAUACGGGAAGGCCACGGCCCCAACGGGCCGCGCGAGGCGAGCCGAGCAUGCGUAAGAUCCUCCGCUCCUGUGGUCCUCCCAUCAUGGGCGACGCCGUUCUAACAUCCAACUCCAUCCGCUAGAGAACGUCUCUGGCGAAGACGACUGCUGCUCCAGCUGCUGCUGCUUUUCAUUGAGUAGAACCUGGAAUCUGCUUCGAGCCUCGCUGCUUGCGUGUGUUGGAUACAAAACUUCCAAUCCUUUCCUACGCUGCUUUUCUCAACAACUCGAAGGGGAAAAUAACAAGAAAAGGCGAAGUUGGAGGGGAAGAGAAGAACAAGAUGGACGAGCUGAAGCGGGAAGAUAGCAUCACCAUGACCCCUGGUGGGUUCAAGUCGGCGUCUUUGUGGCCGUUCGCGCAACACCAACAUCGACGUGCGAGUAUCAUACAACAGUAUCCCUACCCAGGAGUCCAUCAUCAAAGUUCUGGAAGUCACUCUCAACAUCAGAAUUAUGAUGGGCACGGCCAGUGCCAAUUCGACGACAGUGUGAGGGCAACGAACAGUGGCACGCGAAACGGCUUUCAUCAUCCUACGUUAUGCAAAGCAGACAUGAUAUUGGAGACGUCUUCUUCAUCAAUAAGUUUUUUAUAGCAUCAUCAUGAGACAAGUUAGGACAACUCCGGGCUAUCUCCAUCUGUCAGAUAGCUCCUCCUUCUAAUUACAACGAGGACGAAGUCCUCUCUUCUAACUAAAACUGGCACCCCGAUACAAGAGAGGUCGCCAUCAUAUGCCGGAAGAGGCACCGACCACCUGAACGAACGAACAGGAGGACUACAGACUUCUGAAAGCUCCUCAGGGGAUCUACUUGGACAAGCAGAAACCGAUGGUGCAGGUGGGGAUCAACUUACGGCGCCUUGGAUAUUUGGAGAGCGGGAUGAAAUGACUCUCGACCUGAUGAAAGGCGGAGCUAGGAUAUUUGGAGAGCGGGAUGAAAUGAUUGUCGACCUGAUGAAAGGCGGAAGUAGGAUACUUGGAGAGCGGGAUGAAAUGAUUGUCGACCUGAUGAGAGGCGGAGCUAGGAUAUUUGGAGAGCGGGAUGAAAUGAUUCUCGACUUGAUGAAAGGGGGAGCUUGGAUAUUUGGAGAGCGGGAUGAAAUGACUCUCGACCUGAUGAAAGGCGGAACUAGGACAUUUGGAGAGCGGGAUGAGUCUCGACCUGAUGAAAGGGGAACUACAUCCUCUUGAUGAUAAAAUGAAAUUUCAAGAGACCUUGAGCUAAUAGGUUUUUUUUUUUGCUGAGCAACAAAAGUACUUCAUCUACACUCUAAUUUGUCUCAGCAGGUUUCAACCCAGCGGAACUUUGCUGCCACUGCAAGAGGUCGCCAGCCGGUGAAUAUCAAAGAGGCGCCAACUUUUUCAGCAUCCAUAGCAGGAGGCUAUCAGACGAGAGGAUCAGAGUAUAUCCCAGACCCGCCUAGGAGAUAUAUUAUGAGGGUAUAGGGUAAUCUAUUUCCGAUAUUUUCUGCGAGGAUAUUUUCACCAAAAAAAAAGCAAACAAGUAAUAUAUUACUAGUAUAACCCGAAGUCGACCGCGAGAAGCUGAGUUUGUCUGCUGCGGGAAGUCGUACUCCGGCGACAAAUUAUUUGGCCUGAACAAAGACAAAGAAUAGAACAAAUGUACUAGGUUUAGCACAACAUUGGCAACCAUCUUCACCGAAUAAGAUUUACUUUGACUUCAUCUAAUCACAACUUCUCCUUAACGAAAUUAGAACGACUACCAGCGAGAAAAAGCCUUUUCACACCUUUCACACGGGAAGAACACGCCGAACACUACAAAUACCAAGAUCGACUAGUUCCUCGAGACAGCCCUUUCUGCCAAUCGCUUGGGAAUUUAGUGUUAUGAAAAAAAAGUAGGAGAAGUAGGGAAGUUGCUUUUUCUGCGAGUUGUGAAAAGUCUGAUGGAGUAGAUGAAUAAUUUCGGACUCACAUAUUGUUCUUUUCUUGCUCAAAACACUACUAAGUUGUACUAAACACUACCAAGGCCGCUCUAACUCUCGUCGAGCGGCAGAUACCGGGAUAUCUUGGCAGCAGUCUGCGGUCUCUCUACUACAUGAACCUUUUCCACUCUCUGCUGGAUUUCAACACCAGGACGCAUGUGGUUUUGGUCUCCUUCACAUAUACGCUGUUCUGGAUGGUCAUUGCGGUAGUUAUGGAAAAUUGAGAAACCACCUGGACGCGGCUCCUGUGUGGAAGUCGUGCUAUAGUCUAAUUGAAACUCAUCUACCGACUCGAGCUUCAUCUUCGAGCCAAAGCAUUUUUAUCUUCAUUCAGGUGUACUCCGGUUAGUUUUCACCUCGACAAUAUUAGACUUAUCCCCCCGUACAACAAUAUUAUUCAGGUGUACUCGUCGAAUAACAUGCGAAGCGCAUUUUUUUUCCACAUGGACGACCACACCCACCACAGCAUACUUUCAUCUCCUUCUUUCUCCUGAUCGAUGAGAGUUGCAAGCUCGAUUUGGACCACAGUUUUACCAAAGCCUAUAUUUUGAGCGUGGAGACGUUUGUGACGAUUGGUUACGGUCUCCGGAACGACCCUUACCUGAACGGAUGCUGGGAAGGUGCUGUGGUUUUGAGUGUUAAGAAAUGCUAGAAGAAGACACUUCACCCGAUAGACGCGCGCGAAAGUUUACAGAACAAUCUAAGUUUCAGUAGGUUCAGUAGGUAGAAAAAAUUGAAUGAACAAAAAUUCAGUGACUCUUAGUUGCGUCUUCAAACGAUGACUCCACUACGAUAAAGCUACACAGCUGCCCUUCGCAGCAGUGUUUCUUUUUCUUUUCUACAUCUACGAUAACGAUCCAUCUCCUCUAAAUUACUCGGCUCCCUCGUGUCGAUGAUUUUGGAUGGCAUUUUGAUCGGUUUGAUUUUUAUGACGCUUACGAAUCCCCAGAGACGCGCUGCGACUGUGGUUUUCACGGAUAAAGCGAUUAUAAAAUUGAUAGACGGAUCGCCACAUUUGGUCUUUCAAGUCGCAGAAAUACGAAAGCAGAGCUUAUUAGACGCAAAGAUACGAUGCUACUGCUUCAAGCAUUGUGAAGUCAUCAAUCCGUUGACGGGGACGAAGAGCAAGAGCAGGGUAUAUUUUUUUUUGGAAUUUGUGGGUCGUGGAGGUGGAUGGCGUGUUUUUGUGUUAGUAUUCGUGGUGGCGCAACUAUGGGGGCCUUAGGUGCUGCAAGUAGCAAGCUCUUAAGCGUUGCAAAUGGGUACCCGCUAAGAACUGCAAGUGCGCGGCACCUAGUGGCUGCCGCUAAUGGUUGCCGCUUAGGUGCUGCAAAAGCACGCCCUUUAAGAGUUGCAAGGGUGACUCUCUGAAGCGUUUCCGAAGUGCCUUUCUUAAGUGCUUCAAAAACGCAGUUUUUAACUGCUUCAGUAGUGGCGCCUAUAAGUGCUUCGGAGAUGCAUAUUUUAAGUGCUUCAGAAGUGGCUCCCUUAAGUGUUUCAGAGGUGCGGCUUUUAAGUGCUUCAAAAGGGCCUCCCUUGAGUGCUUCAGAGGUGCGGUUUUUGCGUGCUUCAGAAGUGCCCCCCGUUAAGUGCCUCAGAAGUGCCCCCCAAAGUGCCUCAGAAGUGUUCCCCUUGAGUGCCUCCGAAGUGCCUCCCUGAAGUGCCUCAGAGGCGUGCCCUCCAAGUGCCUCAUUGGCGUUUCCCUUAUGUGCCUCGGAAGCGUGUCUUUUAAGUGCCUCACGGGCGCGCCCCUCAACUGCGUCAGGCGCGUGUCCUUUAAGCGCCUCAGGUGUGUGGCCCAUAAGUGCCUCGCCUGGUUAGCCUCCCUUAGCUGCCUUAGCCUUUCGCUUAACCGGGGACAGUCACUGCUUACUAAACGGCGCCACUCACUACUCAUCAAGCGGUGAUAGUCACCACUUACGCGAUAUUCGGUGAUAGUCACCACUUAAGCGAUAUUCGGUGAUAGUCACCACGUAAGCGAUAUUCGGUGAUAGUCACCACUUAAGCGAGGAUAGUCUCCACUUAUUAAGCUUUGAAGUCCUCUACCUAUAUUAGGCUUUGAAGUCCUCUACUUAUUAAGCUUUGAAGUCCUCUACUUAUACUAGGCUUUGAGGUCUUUACUUAUGAAGCGGUGACAUUCAGUACUUAUUAACACCGACUGCAGCUUCCCACACUCCCCACAUGCAGGUGCUGCAACAAUUUCCGAUGCGAUUGCAAAGUCCAGACGACGAGCUUGGUGGCAUGCUGUUUCUUGCGACGCCGUUUUUGGUCGUUCAUCGUAUAGACCAAUGGUCCCCAUUGUUUAGGCAUUAUCGCGGCCCAGAAGCGACGCCGCCAGAUUUCGAGUACGAACUAGCAGCUUGCGCAGGGGAGAACUCUGACCGGCUGCUGAGGGGAUUGGGCAGUACUUAUAGACAACUUCUGUUGAGGAAGAUGUCCUAGCUGGUGUGCUAAUUUAAUAAUGAGAUACAAGAUAAGUGUUGAAGAUUCUUUGCUGCAAUCGAAGAAGUACAUUAACCACCAAGGCUACUUUAAUUUUUCUUGCCGUGAGAAUUAAGCAUGUUCCUCACACCGCCAGUCGGAAGCAAUCCAAGUCCGAUCAGCGAAGGAUGGGCAGGCGGUUACUCUGGACGAAUGAACAGACAAGCAUCUGGAGUCUUCGGUGCAAAAGAAUCACUAAUAUUGUGGCAGGUCGUAAUUGAAAAAUCUUUGUUGAUUAAUUCUGCUAAGUACCACAUCGUGGUAAGUAGCAAUGAUAAUACCCCUUGCGUAGCAAGAUUGACAUCAGUUUAUAUGACUCCAUGUGCAAUCGCGCAAAAAGCCUCUAACUUGCAUAUCUUCGCAACUCUGCGCGAGAAGAGACUACCUCUGUCCACCCAUGCGUAUGUGCGAUAUCGAGAGGGGCGCGUUUAUGCUUUUUUCCUGUCCGUACUGCGGAGAAAUGUUCAACACCAAACGAAACUACCGGAGACAUUUGGUGGAUAGGAAAGGGGAAGGUACUGGAUGAAGAAUGUACAGAGGACAUAAUGGUCCGACCAUCAGGACAGCAGAGUUGCAAGAGAUCGUCUUUGAUGUACGAAAGCACACACUGCGCAAAAUUUACAACAAUGUCACUAGGUAUCCACCCAACCGACGUUCCUGACUUGGUGCCUAUGAGGCCAUCAUUGCGGAGGAAUACGACGACGAGAAGAGCGCACUCUUUCACCAGUCCAGACGACCAAAAGCAAAUCAAUAGCAGUCGAAACACGCACUCAUCAUUGGGAGGAAGCGACGCCGGAGUAUGCAUUCCGAUUGCGGAGAAAUUGCAUAUAGAUUUAUGACUUGUAGUUGAUGGUGGAACUCGAACUACAUAUAUGUCAAAAAAUUUUCGAUGAUCUUCUUCUAAACACAAUCUCGCGAAACAACAGCAAGGGCAGUAAUCACGAUCAGUUCGGUCUAGACGCUGAGAAGAUAAUAAGCAGUACAACAGUGGACGAAGCCGGAGGCGACACUACGGAUGACGCGAGGCAGGCCGAUAGGAGCGCCUCUAGUUAAGGCUAGCCAGUCACUAUCUGGCGCGAGAUAUCCUGACUUAGUUCCCCUUGAUUCGAACAGGAAAGCAGGGGGGAACUCGAGAAAGGACAGCCUCCACUUACCUUGAGUCGAAGAGGAAAGCAGGGGGGAACUCAAGGAAGGACAACCGCGCCUAGUGCUUGACUACCGCUAACAUAGUGAGGCAGAGGAAGCUGUCAGUUCCUUUCGCGUGGAGAUCAUAGACGAGGAGGCGCUACCUACUAAGGCAGUAGAUGUUACUCGAACAACAUCCGCUACAACAAGAGCAGCUGCAUCUUCGCCCCUACCAGUUAGGAGCAGUGAUGCUGUUGAACAGAGUGGAGCUUCUGUAUUGAAUGUCGGAGACGAAGUAGGUGCUAGUGAUACUAGAGCUGCAGGCACUCAGCAACGUGGACGUGUGAAAGAUCCAGACAACGACGACCCACAUCAAGACGAUCCUUGUAGCAGGGAACAAGUGCAAUAUCCAGAACACUUGCGAUCAAGGCACGAAAAAGAUUCAUUUGAUGAGACUAGGAGGGAGCUGCGUUUAUACGACCAUGAACUCCAAGAAGAGCGUGCGCAUCUGUUUAUGGCUGCGGAAAGCAAAAAAUCAUUAGAAGUCACUGCGUGUAAUAUCAGUUUGGAAAUAGUAGUCAAAAGAAGCCAAGUCCGCAUAUUCUGGAUUUUGGUUUGAAAUGAUUGCUUACGCUAGAAGGACAGAUGAGUGCCCUGAUCACAGUUUGCCUCUAAUCCCUUAAGCCACGACUACUUCGAGAUUCUAGUCCUAGUCGAGGGUGUGGAGCCUUUCACCAGCAGCAUGGUGCAAGCGAGGCAUAGUUACGCUUUUGGCCAAGAUAUUGUGCUCAAUGGCGACUUCAUGCCUUGCACUUUCCUGAAGCAGGAUGGCUCUUCGAUGGUAGACUUCGGGAAGUUCCACCAAGUAGUCCAGGCUGACGCGACGGAUAGUGCCAGGACUAGUUCUUCGGAAUUAGGUGGAUGA
Messenger RNA from Amoebophrya sp. A25, 6698 nucleotides. NCBI's taxonomy places the organism in Eukaryota, Dinophyceae, Syndiniales, Amoebophryaceae. The record is from the annotation of a GenBank genome assembly.